Mobula hypostoma (lesser devil ray) is the source of this 8865-nucleotide messenger RNA. RefSeq names its product thrombospondin type-1 domain-containing protein 7A-like. Gene Ontology annotation, cellular component: plasma membrane. The record is from RefSeq and is a predicted model, not a curated record. Gene Ontology annotation, biological process: actin cytoskeleton organization. Bases 474 to 5366 code for a protein of 1630 amino acids. The transcript is spliced from 27 exons. NCBI's taxonomy places the organism in Eukaryota, Metazoa, Chordata, Chondrichthyes, Myliobatiformes, Myliobatidae.
UAUGCUCGUGUGCCUUUGCACAUGGUUAUAUAUGAGUGUAGACAGCAGUAUUCUGCAGCAAAGCUAGGCAGUGACAUUACUGCGUUUGUUUCUUUCUUUCCGUGCAGCUGGUGCGAAUGACUUGCAGCCGUCUACAAGACCCGAGUGACCCGCUGUAUCAGCCGAAGCCCCUCAUGGACAGCUGCUUCCCUUAGCUGAUUGAAACCUGCCGUUAGUCACUGACUUGGAAGGAAAGGAAACGGUGGCAGCUCAGGUUGUUAUUGUUUUCUGACGAAAGCACCUUUUUGUUUUCCAAAUUCGGGGAGCGAGCAUUCUGGAGAAAGACUUUCUUUAUCAACAGCUGCUGGUGAACACUCAGCGAGAGAAUUAAGAUAAGAGGGGGAAAGAGAGACAUCAAUAACGGGGCAAGUGUUAUAGUAUCCUUUGUCUCUCGAACUGGAGUCACACUGAAGCAGCCUGGUGAUUCUGGAGCUAUGGGACCGAGAAAGAAAAGCAGCCCUUCAAUCAGAUGUCUCAAGAACUGUGCUGCUUCAGCAUGGGGUAUUGGUGUGGCAUUAACCCUGGUCUUUGGGAUCUGGACUGUUACAGCAGAAGCAGAAGAGGAGUUUCAGUCUGUGUAUGUUUGGAAACCAGGUGCCUGGGGGAGAUGUAUGGGACAGAAAUGUGGCCCAGGUGGUAUCCAGACAAGGUCGGUAUGGUGUGCCCAUGUGGAGGGAUGGACAACUUUACCUACUAACUGUAAACCAGCAGAAAGACCCGAGAAUCAGCAGAAUUGCUUCAAAGUCUGUGACUGGCACAAAGACCUAUAUGAGUGGCGGGUGGGCGAAUGGAAUGAUUGUUUGCCUGUUACGUCCAGGAGUGCUUCUCCAAAACAAACCUCAGAGUGCUUGAAAGGUGAGGAUGGUAUUCAGAGGAGGAAUGUAACUUGCACCGAGAAAAGAAACGGAGCAAUGGCAGAAGAUGUUAUUUGUGAAUAUUUUGAGACGAAGCCCCACGUUGAGCAAGCCUGCCUCAUCCCUUGCCCACAGAAUUGUGUGGUUACAGAGUUCACUCCCUGGUCUGAAUGCACCAAAUCCUGUGGGGUUGGAUUACAGCACCGACUUCGGCAAAUCCUGGUACCUCCGCUCUAUGGUGGAGAGCCGUGCCCCAAACUUACUGAGUUUCAGACCUGCACGUACAACUCCUGUCGGAUUGAAGAAAGCAUGUACAGUCUGAAAGUUGGUCCGUGGAGCGAAUGCUCUCUUCCACAUUCUCGGCAAACUCGGCAAGUGGGAAGCAGGAUGAGAGACCCAGAAGCCUGGGAGCUUGUGAAGAAAAAACGGAACAGAAACCGUCAAAUCCGCCAAGAAAACAAAUAUUUUGACAUACAGAUUGGUUACCAAACACGACAAGUUACGUGUACUCACAGAAGUGGGAAGACUGCUGCUCUCAGCCACUGCACACAACAUAAGUUGCCAAUCACUUUCCAGUCUUGCGUGGUCCCAAAGGACUGUCAAACAUCAGAAUGGUCUGAGUGGAGCCCUUGUUCAAAGACAUGCUACAGUGCAACAUCUCCUAAAGGAUUUCGUACCAGAACAUCAGGUAUUAACCAGUUUCCAGUUGGUGGUGGAAAAGAAUGUCUGCCGGUGGAGGAUCGAGAACCAUGCUCUCCUCAAGGAGAAGUUGUGCCACCUUGUGUUACGUAUGUGUGGAAGACAACAGAAUGGAAUGAAUGUCGUGUUGAUUCACUACUCAGCCAGCAAGACAGAAGACGUGGAAAUCAAACUGCACUCUGUGGUGGGGGGAUUCAAACCCGUGAAGUCUACUGUGUACAAGCUAAUGAAAACCUCUUUUCCUAUCAAAACACACUGAAGGAAAAGGAAGCUUCAAAACCUGUUAACAGCAAGUUGUGCACUGGAGCCACACCAAACACUACACAAAUGUGUCAGAUUGCAUGUCCAAUUGAAUGUGAAGUAUCAUCUUGGUCUGCUUGGGGACCAUGUACCUAUGAAAACUGUCAUGAUCCACAGGGAAAGAAAGGAUUUAAACUGCGGAAACGACAGAUUACCAAUGAGCCUACUGGUGGGAUUGGAAACUGUCCACACUUAAAUGAAGCAAUACUUUGUGACAACCCGUCAUGCUAUAGCUGGCAGGUUGUGAAAUUGAGCGAAUGCUUCCCCAGCAAUGACAGUGACUGUGGACUGGGUGUUCAAGUACCUGAAGUUCAAUGCAUCAACAGCAACGGAGAAGUUGUAGACAGGAAUUUCUGUGGAAAAGCUACAUACCCGGUGCCAGCAUCAUGUGAGGUAUCUUGCCCAAGAGAUUGUGUCCUUAGUAAAUGGUCAGAGUGGUCAUCAUGUUCAUAUACUUGCUCUGGGAAAACAACAGAUGGUAAACAGAUGCGAGCACGUUCAAUUCUGGCAUAUGCGGAUGAAGGAGGAGCACAGUGCCCAAACAGCAGUGCCUUGCAGGAAGUGCGCAGCUGUAAUGAGCAUCCUUGUGUUAUACAUCACUGGCAGACGGGCCCUUGGGGCCCCUGUAUUGAAGAUUUGUCCGUAGCUGGCCUUAAUUCAAGCACCAGCUGGAGUGGUGAUGCCACCUGUGCCGUGGGAAUGCAAACCAGAAAAGUUAUUUGUAUGAGAGUCAACGUGGGACAAGUCGGACCAAAAAAGUGCCCUGAGAGUCUACGACCAGAUACAGUGAGACCGUGUCUUCUACCUUGUAGAAAGGACUGCAUUGUCACAUCUUUUAGUGAUUGGUCACCUUGUCCAUUAAUGUGCAAAGAUGGAGAAGAUAACACAGCAAAACAAUCCCGAUAUCGUAUGAUUAUUCAAUUACCAUCAAAUGGAGGGCGUGAUUGUCCUGAUACACUCUUUGAGGAGAAGGAUUGCGAGUCCCCUCCUGUCUGCAAUAAUUACAGGUGGAAAACACACAAAUGGCGGCGCUGUCAGUUGGUACCUUGGUACGUCCGUCAAGACAGCCCAGGAGCACAUGAAUCCUGUGGUCCAGGCCUUCAAACCAGAGCGUUAUCAUGCCGAAAGCAAGAUGGCAGUCAAAUGGACAUAAACAAUUGCUUGAAGUGGGCUGGCACCAUGCCAACUUUAACUCAACAUUGUCAAUUGCCCUGCCAGGAUGACUGCCAGUUCACCAACUGGUCUAAAUUUUCUUCCUGCACUGGUGACUGUGGUACAGUACAGACCAGACGAAGAACAAUUGUUGGUAAGAGCAAGAAGAGAGAAAAGUGUAGGAACACUCAAAUUUUCCCUCUGAUUGAAACCCAGUUCUGUCCCUGCAACAAAUACACUGCACAGCCUAUAGGCAACUGGUCAGACUGCAUUCUGCCUGAGGGAAAGACGGAGACCCUGCUUGGCAUGAAGGUCCAAGGAGAUAACAAGGAAUGUGGACGGGGCUAUCGCUAUCAGGCGUUGGCAUGUCGAGAUCAAAAUAAUAGACUUGUGGAAUCAGGACGAUGCAACAGACAUGCAUACAUAGAGGAAGCCUGUGUCAUUCCCUGCCCAUCCGACUGUAAGCUUAGUGAGUGGUCUAAUUGGUCUCGCUGUAGCAAAUCCUGCGGCAGUGGAGUAAAGGUCAGAUCCAAGUGGCUACGUGAGAAACCAUAUAAUGGUGGACGACCUUGUCCAAAGCUUGAUCAUGCCAACCAGGUAUAUGAAGUUGUUCCCUGCCACAGUGACUGCAGUCAGUACGUGUGGAUAGCAGAGCCAUGGAGUGUGUGCAAAGUGAGCACUGUGGACCUGAAGGAAAACUGUGGUAAAGGAGUGCAGACUCGAAAAGUGAGAUGUAUGCAGAACACAGUGGAUGGUCCCAUCGAAUUUGUUGAAGACUACCUCUGUGACCCGGAAGAAAUGCCAUUGGGUUCCAGGCAGUGCAAGUUGCCAUGCCCUGAUGAUUGUGUUAUGUCUGAGUGGUCAUCUUGGAGCAGGUGUCUCCUGCCGUGUAACACUAGUGCCACCCGAGAGCGGUCAGCUGUUCCAAUAAGACAGUCUGCAAAAGGGAAGCCCUGUCCAGCUGAAACAGACACGGAGCCGUGUCAUCUGAACAGAAACUGCUUUCACUACACAUACAAUGUUACAGAUUGGAGCACUUGUCAGUUGAGUGAAAAAGCAGUAUGCGGGAAUGGAAUUAAAACACGAAUGUUGGACUGUGUUCGCAGUGAUGGCAAAUCAGUUGAUCUCAAGUACUGUGAAGAGCUGGGUUUACAAAAGACAUGGCAGAUGAAUGCAUCAUGUACUGUGGAAUGCCCGGUGAAUUGUCUGUUUUCUGACUGGUCACCCUGGUCUGAUUGUUCACAGUCAUGUGGUCUUGGAGGAGUAAUGAAACGAAAGAGGACCUUGAUUCAGCCAUUCCAGGGAGAUGGGAGACCAUGUGUAAUGCAGCUGGAACAGUCCAAAUCAUGCCUAAUCCGACCUUGUUAUCGCUGGCAGUACAGUGAAUGGGGCCAAUGUAAAGUGGAGGACGCCCAGUGUGGAAAUGGGAUGAAAUAUCGAAACAUGUCAUGCGUUGUGUUUGAUGGAACCAGUGACGAUUCUGGCAAGUUGGUUGAUGACGAAUUAUGUGCUGACCUGGAGCCUGCAGUGAAGGGAGACAAACAGAUUGUUCUGCAGGCAUCCUGUGCUGUCCCAUGUCCAGGUGACUGUUACCUCACAGAAUGGUCUGUGUGGAGUUCUUGUCAGCUAACCUGUGUGAAUAACCAAGAUCUUGGUCAUGGUGGAGUACAAGUACGGACUAAGGCAGUGAUCAUCCAGGCAAUCGAAAACGAACACCUGUGUCCUGAGCAGGCACUGGAAACCCGCUCAUGUACUGGUGGCCACUGUUAUGAAUACGUUUGGUUGGCUGGUGCUUGGACCGGAUCGUAUCGAGAAGUUUGGUGUCAGAGGUCAGAUGGAAUAAAUGUCACAGGUGGCUGCUCUGCAUUAAAUCAACCUUAUGCUGACAGAUCUUGUAAUCCACCAUGCACUAAGCCUCACACAUACUGCACUGAGUCUGCAGAGUGUGCCUGUGAAGAAGGUUACACAGAGGUGGUGAUGUCAGACAAUUUGUUGGAUCAAUGUACCAUGAUCCCAGUGCUAGAGAUCCCUUCAGUGGAAGAGAAGAAAACAGAUGUAAAGACAAGCCGAGCCAUCAACCCAACCCAAACAUCUGACAGCAAACAAGGACAUUCAGGACAUACAUGGUUCCUGCAACCUUUUGGAGCAGAUGGGAACCUGAAAACAUGGGUUUAUGGUGUGGCAGCAGGAGGUUUUGUCUUAAUAAUCUUCAUUGUGUCUAUGAUCUAUCUAGCCUGCAAGAAGCCGAGGAAAACACAGAGAAAGCAAAAUAACAAGCUGAAACCUUUGACCUUGGCCUAUGAUGGAGAUGCUGACAUGUAAUCUUCUUUAUUGCUUGCUGAACAUCUUCCUAUCUAUCUCAUCACUGUAAGAUGUACUGUGCAGUUCUAUAUGUCCAGACUAUCAUCCUUUAUAGGAUUCUGUGUCAGUGUGCCAGAUUCUAUAGUACUGUGACACGUUGACAGGAAGGAGAUGGAAUAUGCUACAAGAUGUCAUUCUCUGUAUAAUGCAGGACUUCAAACGAUGCAGCUGCCAGUUUAUUGCAAGCUAUAUCUUUGAUAUGAUGCUAAAGAACUGUUCUACAAAAAAAACCUUAAUUUUAUCUGAAUGACAUUAAAAUGGAAAUUAUAUUAGAAUUGAAAAGUAAACAUGAAUUUUCAAAUAAUUACAUUUCGCUUAAUAACUAUGUACUGAUAGAAGAGCACUGCUCAUGGGAAUAAGCUCAUUGACAAUGACAGGAAUCAACUGAAAAACUAGCAAAUGUUCAUAGUUGAGAUGCUCACUAACUGGAAAGAGCAGGCUUGAUGGAUUGAGAAGUUAAACUGCAAACUGCAGCUGAGAGCAAUUUCAAAAUCUCUCCUCUUCAGUGUUAAUACAGAAGGAAUGGAAAUUUAUACUUCUAUCAACUGCUUUUUGCAAUUCCCUGGAGAUGCAGCAGCAUUGGAAUAAUAUUUAUAUCUUGAUGACAGGUCAUCAUUUAAAGCAAAAAGGAUGGAUGAAUUGCUUGAAGAUUUUGCAUAUUAUUAUCAAAAUUUGCAAAAUAUAGUAGCAAAAGUACAAAUUAAGAUAUUCAUCUGGGAACCUGCUAAUAAGUUAACAGCUUAAGCGUUUUCCUUCUUAAUUAUGAACCAUACGGAUUAGCAACAAGUUAACCAGUUACACUACCACUUAUUGCUGCUGAAAAUGCUUUACCUAUUAAUGUUGCAAACUAUAGACUUGAUUUUUCCAACUAAUGAAAUGCUCUCUCAAAAUAACCUGUGGACUAUGGCCCAUAAAAUUUAUUUAAAUGAGGCACUUUUUUUGCACUAUAUUAGUGCUGCAUGAUAUGCACUUAACCAUUUAUCACCUUAGCAUUAGCCUCUGUCUUUUAUUUUUGAAAAAAAAGUGUCUCACCUUGGUGAUGUUAUAUAGAUAGAUAGAAAGGGAACAAACUAAUGUUGUUUACUCAUGAAUUGCAAAAAUGUCGAACUCAAGCAGAAUGGAAUCAAUGCAUUUCAUUCAGUGAGUGUACAUACAUAAAUGUGUGUCAAAAGUCACUGCAGCUAGUUUGUAAGUUGUAUCAGUGGUCAGUAUAGUUGCAGUAUCAAUAGGGAACUAGCUGAAUUUUCCGAAAUAUGUAAUUGUUCUGAUAUUAUGUGCUAAUGUUGUGCAAACAGUCCACCUGGCUCUUUUGCUAGAUACAUCUUUUUAUACAGUUUCCCUUUUAAAGGAGCAACACCUUUUGGUUAUUUUACCACCUUGACCAAAAGUGAGUAGGAGGACAGACUGCAGUUAGCAAACUCAAAAUUCAGAAUUCUCAAUUAUCUAAGCAAGAUAGUCAACUUGUGGGGAAAUUUUAAAAAAACUGUAAAAUGUAAUUCCUUUCACCAAAAUUAUUUGAGAAAACAAACAUUUUAGAUAAAUGAACAAAUAUUUAUUACUAUUACAUUGCCAUUAUUUUCUAAGCACCCUUCUUUGUAUGAGACUCAUUUAUUUUGUUGGCUUGGGACAAAUGAAUCGGGAAUUAUCUUUCAGAAGGAAAUACUGUAAAACUAAGUAUUUGAAAAAGUUAGAAGUUAUGUUCAUUGUUGAUCUGAGCAGUACAACACCUUAAUAUCCUCUAGAUUGUACAUGUUAUUCGUAGCAUCUCCCAGAGACAAUUAUCAACAUAUGACCUUGUCAAAAUACACAGUAAUAUUCUCAGAAAUACUCUGGUUCACAGUGAUCAAAAGGUGUACAUUUCUGAGGAGACAUUUAAAUUAAAUCAGUAAGGUAAUAAAACAUAACAACAACUUGCAUUUACUUUAAAUUCCUGCUAAAUGUUAAAUCAUUUAGUUUGCUGAGGGAACAGGCUAAAUGUAUACAAUUUUUAAAUCAAUGGAAGCUCUUUACAAUGGCAAAAGUAAAAAUGAAUUGUACAAAACGAUAUCUGACAUGUCAGAUUGCUCAAAUGUGAAAGUCAGGGAAGAAAUGUCACCACAUAUGAAGCAGAACCCAUUACAAUUUUUCUUGGUAGUUUGUUUUCCUGUUUGUGAAUGAAGGCAGGAGCAACCAAAAGAAAGGGGUUGGUUUCAUUCCAUUGUGUUAUGUUAAUUUGUAGAUAUGCCAUUUUUUUAUUUUCUAAAAUUAUGUAUAUUUAAUUUUUUUCCAAAAAUAAGGGCAAUGUUUAUGUAUGAGCUCCAAAAUUUUGUGGAGGAAAAUAAAGCCCAAAUUUUAUUGAGUUACAAUUAUAUUUAAACAAAAAUGUGGCACGUGCUUUAUUAGAGGUUAUUGUUUGAUAGCAUUUAUUCUACUGGAAAUGUUAAAUAAAAAAAUGAAAAUGUUACAUUAUUCUUGUGUUAGCCUUACCAUAGCUGUCACAUACAACAAUCAGCAGUGAUAGAGCUGAAGUCAGUAAGGUUAGGUCUUAGCAAUCAAAACUCUUCUGCAAAUUAACAUCUCAUAGAAAAACUUUUUAUCAGAAGCUUCAGAGAAAAGGACUGAGUAACUUUAAAGCUAUUUUUCUGGUUGAGAUAGAGCCAUAAUUGAGAGGAUUCCUACAUAUAUUCUGUUUAUACUCAAACCAAUAUUAUAUUAUGCUGACAAAAUGCUUUGUGUUUAAAGAGAUAACAAAUUAUCCAAUAUCCUGAAUUUAUCAAUAUUUCCAGAGAACCAAGAGAUGGAAUAUACUGCAGAGAAGUGUACGGUCAUGCACUUUAGGAGAAGGAAUAAAGACAGAGUAUUUUCUAAAUGGGAAGAAAAUUCAGAAAUUGGAGGUGCACAGAGAUCAGGGAGUCCUUGUGCAGGAUUCUCUGAAGGUUAACUUGUAGGUUGAGUUGAAGGUAAGGAAGAAUCCAAUGUUAGCAUUCACUUCAAGAGUACUAGAAUGUAAGAGCAAGGAUACAGUGCCAGGGCUUUAUGAGGCAUUGGUCAGACUGCAUUUGGAGUAUUGUGAGCAGUCUUGGCCCCCUCAUUGAAGAAAAGCUGUGCUGGCAUUGGAGAGAUCCAGAGAAGGUUCAUGAGAAUGAUUCCAGGAAUGAAAAGUUUAAUGUAUGAGAAGAGUUUGAUGUUUCUGGGCCUGUACUCACUGGAGUUUAGAAGAAUGAGGAGGGGAUCUUAUUGAAAUCUAUUGAAUAUUGCAAGACCUAGAUGCAGUGGAUGCAGCGAGGGGGGAGUCUAGGACCAAAGGCACAGCCUGGCAAUAGAAAAAAACAACCAUAUGGAAGAGAGAUCAGCAGGAAUUUCCUUAACAAGAGGAUAGUGAUUCUGUGAAAUUCAUUGCAACAGACGGCUGUGGAGGCCAAGUUGUAGUGUAUUUAAGGUUUCAGUAAUAUUUGAAUAAUAUUGUAAAUAUACUGUUUAA